CCUGAAGGGAAUAGAAAUGUCGACGUAGUCUUAAAAGCGAUCGACAGAUAACCUUUGUCUUUCUUGUCCCAGUCCCAGUCCAGCCUUUCCAGUGUUCAGCUGCUGCUAAACCCAGCCAAAACCCAGUCGAAAACCUGCCGCAGCUAAAUCUAGGUAGCCUUACAAUCGAUAAUCGAUAAAUCGAACAUCGAACAUCGAAAAUGGCCCAUCCCUCAACUCCCUCGUCCAUUUCGCACUCCCUUUUUGGCGGCCCUUCCAACUCCGCUAACCCUCCCUACGCUCCCUCCGCGCCCUCCUCCGUAACACCGUCAACCUCAAAUGCGCCGACUCCCGUAUCUGCUAUGUCUGCCGUGUCGUCGAAUAACACCUUCGUUAUGCCAAACUCGCCCAUGAAAAGUAGGCCUAUGAUGGAUGGUUACCGACCGAAAGUGACGCGAACUCUCGGCCAGCGGCCUGCUUGUUUGGUCAACGCAUCGGUUACAUAUUGUGGAAAUAAUCAAAUCUAUGCUUUCGGCGGAUUUGAUCAGUACACAGAUGAGGUCUACAACCACGUAUUAAAACUUGACCUCGUUAGCCACCAGUGGAGUCUUGUGGACAACUAUGGGGAUAUCCCUGGCGUAAGAAUGGGACAUACUGCUACUUUGUAUCAGGGUGAUAAGCUCCUAGUUUUCGGCGGUGAGAAUGAGCAUAGGACGUAUCUUUCCGAUCUCAUAGUAUUCGAUCUGAAGACCGCUCAUUGGACGCAGCCCCACGUCUCCGGUCCCGUUCCGAAGGGUCGAGCUAGACACGCGGCGGUCUUGCACGAAGACAAGUUGUUCAUCGUUGGUGGCAUAACAGGCCAUGAGAGCUAUGUCUCGGAAGACAUAUGCUAUUUAGACUUGAAGACCUACACCUGGUCGAGAUCAUGGCGCUUCGUUCCCAGAUUCGACCACUCGGCCUAUAUAUGGGGCGAUCGAGUCUGGGUAUUUGGCGGAUUAAGUAGGGACAUGGACAAAAUCGGCGAUUUAUGGUGGCUUGACCUCAAAGGCAGCCCGGAUUUCGAAUCUCCGCCGCAAAUCGGGAGCUCCGCUCCUGACCGACAAGCAUCGACAAGCCGUCCCGGCGAUUCCCCACGGCCGUCUUAUUCGAUUGGUUCAGCUCCACCUAUUGGAGCUUCAGGCUUUGCAGCUAACAUCCGGACAGCUCAGGUCAACACCCCUUCAUUCCAUCUAAAGAGACAGGUUCCGAUGGCCCCCGGCCCGAUCUCCGUCCUAAGAUUCAUAUCCGGCGGAAAUAUUCCGUCUCAAGGUUCCGGUAUCCAUUUUCACAUCUACUCCUCGGGUACGCUCUUAGAUUUCGUCACCCCGGUUGCGACGAUUACUUCGAAGGAAUGUUCCUUAUCGGCCUUGGAUCUAGCUACGUUGAGAUGGCAGAAACUGGCCGAGGGCCGGGAAAUUUUCAAGUCGGGUUAUCAAUGGCAUUAUUGCACUAUGAAUGAAGAUGGGACGAAAGCCUGGCUGCUAGGAUGCCCGACCGACGCAGUUAACGACAUGGGACCGAAUGGUUUUGAGGAGUAUCUAAGUGAUAUAAUGGAAAUUGAUCUGCGACGAUAUGGCUUUUUAGGAAACAACGCGAGCUCUGAACUUCGGGCGGACCAUGCUAGACCAACCUCCCACGCUCGGAUUCAAGAUCAGCCCUCGAAAGGACUCGGUCACGAUCUUGCCAAACUUUUCAAUCAGCCACCGGAGACCGGAAGUGGAACUGACUUCACAAUAACCGCUCUUGCCGGUGAUGACUACGACGAAGACGACAUGAUGGGUUCGAGUCUUAUUCGAGCAGGGGAAUCACCAAUGGACCAAAAUUGGCUCACGCCUGAUGCGCCCACUUCUGCCCCGAUUCAUGUUCACAAGCUCAUCCUCCAAGCUAGAUGGCCGCACUUUGCCAGGCUGUAUAAUGCGCAGAUGGCAGAGUUCCACACAAAGAAGAUGCACAUUCCGGAGCCCUACACUGUAGUCAAGGCAUUCUUAUACUACCUCUACACGGACAGCAUCCAUGCCGACGACGGCGUGACCGAUCUUUCGGACGUCGCGGGAUUGUUGGUCAUGUCCAACAUUUACAAUAUACCCCACCUACGCCUUCUCUGCGUGAAUCGACUAUCAAAGGAGCUUGACGUAGAGCACGCAUGUAUUAUCUGGUACUGCGCAGGACUGGCGAGCGAGGAUUGGCUUCGUAAGAGAGCCGCACAAUUCUGUCUAACACACUGGGGCCGUAUCGUACGCACCCAGGGGUUCCUGCGCUUACCGCGAUCAGCUCUAGUCGAGCUAUCACAAGAGAUCGACAUGGAGGGCAGGGUCAUCGGAGGUGACGAGUUGGAAUAUGUGGAUAACUGCCGUGGCCGAUUCGAUGCAUCCGGUGUCUCGCGAAAAGAUAGCAUCAGCAGCGACCACACGCAAGCUCUACCUUCCGACGUUGACGACUCGGAGGGAAUGGACCUCGCAUAGCAAUGCAUGCUGGAGAUCAUGCAAUAUAGGGGUCUCCAAUAAUAACAAAUAUUCAACAUCAGCAACGCGACUUACGACAAACAAGCAUACAUACACACAUUCAAGCAUAUGAAUAUCGCUCUAUUCGGUCGCGCCUUUAGCUCAGCUACUAUAUAUGCUUACCUACCCAAGUACCUCGCAAAGAGGACUACAAUUUAUGGAUAUCCGGAAUACACCUGGCGUGUAUCCUCUCACGAACUCAACGGAAACGACGCAUCCAUUAUUACCUUUUUAUAUUGUUAACCCACACCCCUUUCUCCUUGUUUUUUUGCACACCUAGGCGAGGUGUUGAGAUUGGGCUUCGAGCAUGGCUUCGGCGUUUUUGGGAUGGGAUGGAUAUCAAUGAG
Molecule: messenger RNA, 2866 nt
Organism: Annulohypoxylon maeteangense
Lineage: Eukaryota; Fungi; Ascomycota; Sordariomycetes; Xylariales; Hypoxylaceae
Product: galactose oxidase
Exons: 3
Coding region: 201-2480 (759 amino acids)
Molecular function (GO): protein binding
Source: RefSeq, a predicted model, not a curated record